UAUGGCCGUUCAUUCGGAAGAAAUUAAUCGGUUAAAAAUUCGUACUUAAAUUUUCUUUUACGUUUGAAUAAGAAAAAAAGAACUGUGAUUUCUAUAUAGUGGAAAUAGUAUUUGUUUUUCUUUUUGAAACUCUAGACAUCGCAUUAUUUGUUAUGAAAUCUUUAUAAAUUAUUGAUACCUAGUAACAUAAUGUCAUCUAUGAUUCAAAGUUGUUCGAUAACAACUUAUUUGUGUUGAACGUGACAGCUUGCUCGCUUUGAAAUAUGUCUAUUCUUACGGUGGCAGGUGAUUCUUUUCUAAAUGUCGAAUAAUUAUUUUGAUUUUUAAGUAAAUGUAUGUUAUAUAUAUAUAUAUAUAUAUACAUACAAGUAUAUAUAUAUAUAUUUUUGUUUUUUAAUCGUUUCUAUUGUAUCUUAACACGAACGCUUUGUUUUGUGUAAUUAAUUUGUAAUAUUCUGGAGUUUCAAUGGGUGACAUAUUCUACAACUGAAUUAUUCGACAAUGCUAUUGUGUACAUAUUAAACACUAUAAAGUGGAAUUGAUACAAAAAUAUCCUGUAUCAAGCAUGAAUAAAUCGGUUGAAAAUUUGUUAAUGUCUAGUCAUGAUGUAAUAAAUAGUAUAAACUCGUCAAAUUUGGGACAUCAGAGUGGCGCUACAAAUGUAGGAAAUGGAAUAUCAACUGAAAUAUCUCAAGAAACAAUAAAUAGCGGAGGUGGUAGCCCUAUAUCUAGUCCUAAUUUAUCUCCUCGCCCAAGCCCUAAAGCUCAUUGCAAACGAGAAUAUAUUAGAUUAAAUUCUGAUUCAAGUAAAGAGUCCAAUCGUGCAAAUAAAUCUGAUGAUCAAUCGCAGGAAGCGAUAAACAAGUCAUCCGAUUCAGUAGAUUAUAAUAAGAGUUCUGCACACGAAAGUAAAAAGGAAUCCAGGAAUGGAGAUAGAAAUAAAAAAAAAUCGUGGUACCAUGUCUUAUACCCAACGUACAAGUCUCGAUCAGAAGAUUUUAAACGAAUAUUUAAAGAUGUUCCGGACGAUGAGAGAUUAGUUGUAGAUUAUUCCUGUGCCCUACAACGCGAGAUAUUAGUGCAUGGAAGGCUUUAUGUCUCUCAAAACUACGUCUGCUUUUAUGCCAAUAUUUUCAUGUGGGAGACAUUGGUGUCUCUACGUUGGAAAGACGUUACAUCUAUUACCAAAGAAAAAACAGCACUUGUGAUUCCCAAUGCUAUCUUAAUAUCUACAGUUAGCGAUAAAUUUUUCUUGACUUCAUUUGGUGCAAGGGACAAGACGUAUUUGAUGUUAUUCCGUGUUUGGCAAAAUGCUCUGAUUGGUCAGCCUAUGAGUAUGGCCGAAAUGUGGCAACUUGUUCACACUAGUUAUGGGGAUGAAUUGGGAUUAACGUCCGACGAUGAAGAUUAUGUACCACCAUUAGCAGCUACAGACGAAGAGAAAUUUUCAACGCGAUUAUCCGUGGAAUCAUUUUCCGAAGCAGAAGGUGCAAGUAUGGAAAAUUCAACUUCCCCUAUUGUAGAACCAAUUAAUGAAAUAGAGGAACAAAUUGUAUCCUUAUCUCCACCCCCACCCCCACUCCAGCCUAGAACAGAUCCAGUUCUUGAUCCAACUGAUCUAAGCGAUACGACGGAAAGUGAAGCUGAAAAGCAUACUGCAAAACUUAGCAUUCGUGGAGCUAUGAAAUGUACUUCUCCGCACGAAGGUCGUGAACUCUAUAAAACUAUUUUCCCUAUACACAUAGAUCAGUUGUUCACCUUGUUAUUCACUAAUUCAAAAUUCUUUUUGGAUUUUCACACUGCUCGCAAAACCACUGAUUUGGUGCAGUCUGCGUGGACGCAGAAUGAUCAAACUGGUCAAAAAAUGAGGACUAUUUCUAUGACGGUAUCGUUAACUCAAGCAAUUGGUCCAAGGACUUCGUUAGUUACGGAAACUCAGAUUAUGUUGCCAUGCAGCAGACCAGGCCAUCUUUAUUGCAUUGAUGUAGAAUGCACAAAUGCAGGCAUUCCAUAUGCAGAUUCCUUUAGCGUGUUAUCUCAUUAUUGUAUGAGCAGCGUAUCGGACAAUGAAACAAGUCUGGCAGUAUAUUCACAGAUCAAAUAUAAAAAGAAUGUUUGGUCUUUUGUGAAAAGUAUGAUAGAAAAAAGUUGUUGGACUGGACUUGAUGAUUAUUUUAGUAAUAUAAUAAAAGCUUUGAAUGUAGAAUGCGAAGAAGGUACGGUGAGUGCAGGAUUAAAGAGAAAAACACGUAGAAGGAGACGAGCAACGUGUGCAGGAAGUGCUUUACAAAAUCAUUCACCAGAUAAUAUAUCUCCCAACCAUCAAUCUUUACCUACAGAUUUGCCACAUAUACACAAUAAUAAUGGUGCCAGUACUAGAAGCGAUGCAGGCAUGAUAGUUAGUUCGAUGCUUCUGGUAGCUGUAUUAUGUCUGAUGAUAAUCAAUGGGUUGUUGUAUUACAAAUUAUGGGGCCUGGAAGAAGCUGCAGCUUAUACAAUAAUGGACUUACAUGUUCUUAAGAACACUCCAAAGACUGAAGAAGAAUGGAUAAAUUUGUUACAGCAACAAGAAAGUUUGCAUAACGUAGAAGUACGGAAAUGGCAACGAGUUUUGCAUACCGCUGCACAAUUACUUAGACAAACUGAAGAAUCUUUAACAGAAUUACAAAUGAGCAUUCAUCCUACCGCAACAGAAAAGAUGUUUUCAGUAUUAAAACCACCUCUGAAAAAUACAAAUACUCGCACAGGACAACAGAGUAAAUCUGAAUUAUAAAUACAAUUUAUCGGAAUAAUGUUACGCUCCUUUGUUAGCUCAAGAUUUGUUUUCUCGUUAAUGUUGAUUCCAUCAAUAAUCUUGUGUAUAGUUGAAAAAGGGGAAAGAACUUAUUGAUGCACUGUGAUUAUAUUUAAAAAUUCUACAAAAUAUAUGGAAUAAUUUAGUGAUAAAUAUUUAAACAUUUACUAUUUGUAUUUGACAUUAAUGUAUUUCUUAGUGUUACUGAAUAUGUAUGUAUAAUACUUUACACAAAUUUGCUUUACAUGAGAAAAAUAAUUAAUUCUGUUAUAAAUGUCAUAAAAUAGAUAUAUUUAAUGUAAAACA
This is a messenger RNA of Polistes canadensis, 3100 nucleotides long. Its product is annotated as GRAM domain-containing protein 1B-like. The transcript is spliced from 14 exons. The coding region runs from base 566 to 2773 and encodes 735 amino acids. Gene Ontology annotation, molecular function: sterol binding; sterol transfer activity. Gene Ontology annotation, cellular component: plasma membrane; endoplasmic reticulum-plasma membrane contact site; endoplasmic reticulum membrane. The record is from RefSeq and is a predicted model, not a curated record. Lineage: Eukaryota; Metazoa; Arthropoda; Insecta; Hymenoptera; Vespidae. Gene Ontology annotation, biological process: intracellular sterol transport.